Messenger RNA from Xyrichtys novacula (pearly razorfish), 684 nucleotides. Lineage: Eukaryota; Metazoa; Chordata; Actinopteri; Labriformes; Labridae. The record is from the annotation of a GenBank genome assembly.
AUGGAGCUUGGAAGACUUUGUCCUGGGAAGGCAGCUGGUCCAGAUGGUGUGUGUCCAUGGCUGCUUAGAGACUGUGCUGCAGAACUGUGUCAACCUCUCCACAAGAUCUUCAACCUGAGUCUACAGCUGGGGCGGGUAACUGCUCUGUGGAAAACCUCCUGCAUUGUGCCAGUACCAAAAACAAAAUGUCCUGCUGAACUCAAUGACUACAGACCAGUGGCCCUCACUUCACAUAUCAUGAAAACCCUGGAGCAGCUGAUUCUACGCCUUCUGAGGUCUGAGGUCAAAGACAAACUGGACUCCCUGCAGUUUACAUACAAAGAACACAUUGGAGUGGAUGAUGCUGUCCUCUACAUGCUUCACCGUGUCCUGUCACAUCUAGAGGAACCUGGGGUUUAUGUGAGGAUCAUGUUCUUUGACUUUUCAAGUGCAUUCAACACCAUCCAACCCACCAUACUCAAAGACAAGCUCACAAAGAUGGGAGUGGAUCCUUCCUGUGUUUCCUGGAUCACAGAUUACCUGACAGGAAGGCCACAGUUUGUCAGGCUGAGGAACUGUGUUUCUGGGACAUUAAUGAGCAGUACAGGGGCUCCACAAGGGACAGUGCUGACUCCAUUCCUGUUCCCUCUGUACAUGUCAGACCUCAAAUACAGCACUGAGUCCUGCCACAUCCAGAAAAACUGA